This is a messenger RNA of Cordyceps fumosorosea ARSEF 2679, 954 nucleotides long. RefSeq names its product GIY-YIG catalytic domain containing protein. Gene Ontology annotation, molecular function: 5'-flap endonuclease activity; crossover junction DNA endonuclease activity. The record is from RefSeq and is a predicted model, not a curated record. Gene Ontology annotation, cellular component: Slx1-Slx4 complex. Gene Ontology annotation, biological process: double-strand break repair via homologous recombination. The coding region runs from base 1 to 954 and encodes 317 amino acids. The transcript has a single exon. Lineage: Eukaryota; Fungi; Ascomycota; Sordariomycetes; Hypocreales; Cordycipitaceae.
AUGACGAGCCUGCACAAGCCGCUGCCGGCUCUCUACACCGUCUACGUCCUCCGAUCUACCGUCCGCCACGCCUCGCUCUACAUCGGCUCGACGCCGAACCCGCCGCGCCGCCUGAAGCAGCACAACGGGGAAACCAAGGGCGGCGCCGCGCGCACCGCCCGCGACCGGCUGCGCCCCUGGGAGAUGGUCGCCCUCGUCUCCGGCUUUCCUUCCUCCGUCGCCGCGCUCAAGUUCGAGUGGGCGCUCGCCAACCCGCACCUGUCGCUGCACAUCCCCGACGCCGCGCGGCUCGCCGUGGCCACGCGCACGCGGCGCGACGGGCGCCCGCGCCGGCCGCCGCUCAGCAUGCGCUCCGUCGUGUCCAACAUCCACCUCCUGACCGGCGUGGCCAGCUUUGCGCGGUGGCCGCUGACGCUGCACUUCUUCGCCGAGGACGCGCACAAGGCGUGGGCGGCGUGGCUGCGGCGCGAGCAGGUGGCGGUGCGGCCGGGCCUGCGCGUGGAGACGGACUUUGCGGACGACACGGCGGGGAUACUGGCGGAGGAGGAAGAGGGGGGUGUGGGCAUACAUGCGCUGCCGCUGGACUACGCGCCGGUGAGGGAGUACGCGGGCAAGGCGAGGGAGGUGGUGGCGUUUGAGAGGCAGGGCGGCUGCGUGCAUUGCGGCGAGGAGAUGGCGGCGGGGGAGGGGCUGCAGGCCAUGUGUCCCAACGGGGGCUGCGUGGCGAUGGGACACCUGGACUGCUGGGGGAGGCACGCGCUGGCGAGCGAGGCGGAGGAGGGCGUCGUCCUCCCGCAGACGUGCGAGUGUCCGUCGUGUGGUGGUGAGGUUCGCUGGGGCGACAUGAUGAAGGAGCUGACGUUACGGGUGCGCGGCGAGGGAGAGGUCGACAAGCUUCUCAGAGUCAAGAAGAGAGGCAGGAAGCCGGUUCAAUGCGAACACGUCCCUGAAUGA